CACAGACGAAGAGUCACGAUGUCGGAGCAUGUUGUCACAGUCACAGUCACACAUCCGUUGCAGUCAUCUCGGUGUUUAGCUCUGCAGUCAUAUUAUAUAUACCAAGUCUGAUUUGAGCCCACUGCCUCCACUCAAGCCUUCGAUCACUCCCUUGAUACCCAAUUGCUCCAUCCAAAGACAGCCCAAGAUGCCCAUGCUCAAAGAACCAUGGACCAAGUACCCAAAGUUCCAGCCUCUUGACCUCCCCAACCGCCAAUGGCCCUCCAAGACAAUCGACAAGGCGCCGCGAUGGCUCUCGACCGAUCUCCGCGACGGCAACCAGAGCUUGGUGGACCCCAUGGACGGCGAGCAGAAAUGGCGAUACUUCCAGAUGCUGGUCAAGCUUGGAUACAAGGAGAUCGAGGUCUCGUUCCCCUCGGCCUCGGACACGGACUUUGAGUUCACACGCCGUCUCGUAACCACUCCCGGUGUCGUGCCUGACGACGUCGCGCUCCAGGUCCUCUCACCAUGCCGCAAGGAGCUCAUCCGCCGCACCGUCGACUCGCUCAAGGGCGCCAAAAAGGCCAUCCUCCACUUGUACCUGGCCACCAGCCCGUGCUUCCAGCAGAUUGUCUUCAACAUGAACAACGAACAGUCCAAGGCCCUCGCCGUAGAAUGCACCAAAUACGCCCGCAGCAUCACCAAGGACGACCCCGAGCAGAAGGGCACAGAAUGGUCCUACGAGUUCUCCCCCGAGACCUUCUCCGACUCCAACCCAGACUUUGUCCUCGAGGUCUGCGAGGCCGUCAAGGCUGCCUGGGAGCCGUCCGAGGAACACCCCAUCAUCUUCAACUUGCCCGCUACCGUCGAGAUGUCGACACCCAACGUCUACGCCGACCAGAUCGAGUACUUCUGCCGCAACAUUUCGGAGCGUGAGAAGAUCUGCGUCUCGCUCCAUCCCCACAACGACAGAGGCUGCGCCGUAGCUGCUGCAGAGCUCGCUCAGAUGGCAGGCGCCGACCGUGUCGAGGGCACCCUCUUUGGAAACGGCGAAAGAACUGGAAACGUCGAUCUUGUCACCCUUGCCUUGAACCUCUACACUCAAGGUGUGCCGCCCAACAUCGACUUCAGCGACAUCAACUCGGUCAUCGACAUUGUCGAGAAGAGCAACAAGAUCCCUGUCCAUCCCAGAGCCCCUUACGGUGGCCAGCUCGUCGUGUGCGCUUUCUCGGGCAGUCACCAGGACGCCAUCAAGAAGGGCUUCCACUUGCGCAAGCAGAACGGCAGCGACGACAACACACGCUGGCAGAUCCCCUACCUUCCGCUCGACCCUCAAGAUAUCGGCCGCACUUACGAGGCCAUCAUCCGUGUCAACAGCCAGUCUGGCAAGGGCGGUGUCGCCUGGAUCAUCCAACGCACUCUUGAGCUCGAUAUGCCUCGUGGUCUCCAAGUCGCCUUCAGCAAGAUCGUACAAAAAGAGACGGAUGCUUUGGGCCGUGAGUUGCAACCCACCGAGAUCAAGAACCUCUUUGUCAACGCCUACCACCUCGAAAACAACCCUCGCUUCCACCUCAUCGAUUACGACAUCACCACCGACCGUUCCAUCUCGCCUGCUGCUCCCACCGAUGGCAAGACUGCUUCCAACAAGAACCUCAAGCGUCGCUUCGACGGUGUCAUCGAGGUCGACGGCAAGGAGCACCGUAUCCAAGGUGUCGGCAACGGUGCCCUUUCAUCUCUCGCAAACGCUCUUAAGACCCUUAACAUUCACCUCGAUGUUGAUGACUACAAGGAGCACGCCAUCGGUCGUGGUAGCGAUGUCAAGGCCGCCACCUAUAUCGAGUGCUCCACCGGCUCACACAAGGUUUGGGGUGUGGGUGUCCACCAGGAUGUUGUCCAGGCUUCUCUCAUCGCCCUCUUGUCUGCCGCUUCUUCGGUAAGUCGUUAACUCUUCACUUUGUCUUGGUGUGUGACAAGUCUGAUCCAUUAUUCAUUGCAGUUCUUGUCAAGUAGACCAGGCACUCCCAUUUCCUUCAGCGCACCCAAGCUCGACUCUUUGAAGCCGAGUGACGCUCCUUCCAGCGGUCCCGACUCGAAGAGCCAUGUUGUUGCAAACUUGGAAG
Aureobasidium pullulans EXF-150 is the source of this 2099-nucleotide messenger RNA. RefSeq names its product 2-isopropylmalate synthase. The record is from RefSeq and is a predicted model, not a curated record. Gene Ontology annotation, cellular component: mitochondrion. Gene Ontology annotation, molecular function: 2-isopropylmalate synthase activity. Bases 188 to 1924 code for a protein of 578 amino acids. Lineage: Eukaryota; Fungi; Ascomycota; Dothideomycetes; Dothideales; Saccotheciaceae. Gene Ontology annotation, biological process: L-leucine biosynthetic process. The transcript is spliced from 2 exons.